Molecule: messenger RNA, 798 nt
Organism: Parnassius apollo (apollo)
Lineage: Eukaryota; Metazoa; Arthropoda; Insecta; Lepidoptera; Papilionidae
Source: the annotation of a GenBank genome assembly
AUGCCACUAACGCCGGCGGAAAAGCAAAAAAAUUACAGGGAAAAGCUUAAAGCUAAUAAUCCAGAAAAAUAUGAGGAGAUAAAAAAGAAAGCUGCAGAAAAUGCUUUGAGGUAUUAUAGAAAUAAAAGAGUUAAUUACAAAGGAGACCAAAAAGAAGAACAAAGACGAAAAUGGAAAGAAGAUAGAAAAAAGCCAAAGAACAAUUGCCAGCAACCUUGCAGCAAGACUACCGACAAAGAAUCCGUAGAUUUGCGUAAUAUUCAACGUCGUAUUGAAUACAAAUUUCAGCAAGAAAAUAUGAGAUUACUAAAAGAUUUAUUUAAUUUGUCAAAAAGGUUUAAUAAUCUGCAAAAUCUUCUUUACAGACACCAAAAACAAAUUGAUGAAACGAACGAAAAUUUAAAAAAUGUUCUGAUUAGACUUAAACAACUAGAAAAUAGUAAAACAUCGACUGAGAGUGAAGAAGCCAGUAUGAUGAGACAAAAUACAGCUGAGUACACUCCAAGGAAGAGAGUUGAAGAACUUAUUAGUGAAAACAUUCCUCAUAUUGAAACACCAAAGAAAGAAGUUAUUAAACAAAAACUACUGGAGCAUGAUGUUUUGACAGAAGCACUUAAGUUAGAAAUGAAAAGUUCAAAUCAAGCUGAAAAAAGAACAUUCAAAAAAGUUUUGAAAAAUGAUUUGGUCGAGAAAUACAGACAAAAAACAAAAUUAACGCUGUCCUUGGGUUUUAAAGGCAGUUUAAAAAAAUACACCAGGCUCAAAUUCGUAAGGCUAUUAUGUUACAAAAUAAAAUAG